AAUCCAAUCCGGGUUCCUGAUUGGUGACUGUCAACUUCGUUUGAUUGCGGUGUAUGUCGUGAAUGCUCGUGGAUGGAUUUGAACGUUAUUGAGGCUUUCUUUAAGUGCAAUGUAGAACGUCGCUACCACAGAUCAACGUGAUCGAACGUACUCCUUCAAUGCGCUUCAGAACCAGGGACAUGCGCCCGUCUCCAACGCACACUUGCGGUAGAUCGGCGCCAUAUGAACCCUUCGUGAGUUGUAGCGCGUUCACUUCAGAGUUAGCAACGAGCAGCUUGUGCACUGUGUGUAUCUCCUGAGAUUUUCGACAGUCGUACUCCCACCGAGGGCAUCGUAGCGCCUACAAAGGUGAAAUGAGGAAGUGCUGCGUCUUGACGUGUGGCGCCUGUCAAUCCGACGGUGUGUCGCUCUUCAGCUUUCCCAAGAACCCUAGACUGAGGAGUAAAUGGGUUCGCAUGGUCAACAGGGAUCACUCUAGUAUCUCCUCUUCCACCGUGGUGUGUUCUAGACAUUUCCCAGAACAUCUUGUGGGGACGAAGGCCAAGCCGCGACUGACAAGGGGCUCAUUUCCGACGCUGCAGCUCCAAGAAGCGUCGACCGCGAGUACCGGAGGAAAACGACUGCGCAGUCGUGCCGCCUGUGGGGCCUUUUCUUCUGAAGGUGUUGAUGGUCUGUCCUCUUCGCCUGACCAUCUACAUGUUGAAGAAGCAACCAUCACUGUGGUGAAGCAAGAGCCCGAGGAGAUGCUUGAUACUCCAACCAUAGAAAGCUUGUGUUCUGAGGACUACAGUGGAGUGUCUACUACUCCACUGCACUUGGAGGGAGAGGAAGACAGAGCUUGUGCAGUGAAAGAAGAGGUGGACUCCGUGUCUGCCGCUUCAACCUGCGGGGAUGGCUACCUUGAAGGCGCCGUCUGCCUCCACUUUUCCGCCGAAUGCCCGGUAGAAGUUGAGACAGCUUCUCUCAGGGUGAAGGAAGAACCAGAUGAGUUUGCUCCCGCCCUUGGGAUGGAAGGCGAGGGCAAGACCUCUGAGGCUUUUGACUCCGUGUCAUUUUUGCCAGUGCUGCUGGAGGGACAGCGGAGGGACGGUUCCCUUCAUGUGAUUGAAGUGCCGGACGAGAUACUGCCCACUCCAACGGGCGGAGCUUUCCGUUCAGAGGACUGUAACAGAGUGUAUUGCCCUCAGCCGGACCGGGAAGGACACAACAAGAGCUGCGUCGUGAAGCAAGACGCCGACGAUGUGCCAGAGGGGAGCUCCGACUGUGGAGGAAGCCAUAGCUUGUCCUCUUCCCAAGAACGCUCGGACCAGGAAUGUCUGGACGAACAGGUGAAUCCAAGACAUGGCUGUUCUUUUGGAACCUGGUCCAGCAUCUCUACAAGGAAGACCAUUGCAAUUGAAGGCACACAGACAGAAGAAGCGUCUAGGAAGCAUCACUUAACUACUUGUGAAAGGAUUGACACAGAUGAAAGGCCCUUUAAAUGCCUUGCGUGCCCUAAGGCUUUUCGGACUAAGUCUUCCUUGAAGGUUCACGAGAGAUAUCAUAGUGAUGAAAAGCCGUUUGAAUGCCCCUACUGUCCUAAAGCAUUUCAAACAAAGUCGAGGUUGACUGUGCACAAGAUAUCUCACAGUGAUAAAAGGCCGUUUAAAUGCCCCAGCUGCCCUAAAGCAUUUAAAAGUAAGCCAAGCUUGGCUAUGCACAAGCGAUUUCACUGUGAUAAAAGGCCGUUUAAAUGCCCCAGCUGCCCUAAAGCAUUUAAAAGAAAUUCAAGCUUGACUAUGCACAAACAACUUCACAGUGAUAAAAGGCCGUUUAAAUGCCCCAGCUGCCCUAAAGCAUUUAAAACCAAGUCAUACUUGACGACUCACAAACUAUCUCACAGUGAUAAAAAGCCGUUUAAAUGCCCCAGCUGCCCUAAAGCAUUUAAAACCAAGUCGCACUUGACGACUCACAAACUAUCUCACAGUGAUGAAAAGCCGUUUAAAUGCCCCAGCUGCCCUAAAGCAUUUCAAACAAAGUCGAAGUUGACUGUGCACAAGAUAUCUCACAGUGAUAAAAGGCCAUUUAAAUGCCCCAGCUGCCCUAAAGCAUUUAAAAGUAAGCCAAGCUUGGCUACGCACAAGCGAUUUCACUGUGAUAAAAGGCCGUUUAAGUGCCCCAGCUGCCCUAAAGCAUUUAAAAUCAACUCGCACUUGACGACUCACAAGCUAUCUCACAGUGAUGAAAGGCCGUUUAAAUGCCCCAUCUGCCUUAAAGCAUUUCAAAUGAAGUCAAGCCUGGCUAAGCACAAGAUAUGUCACAGUGAUGAAAGGCCAUUUAAAUGCCCCAUCUGCCCUAAAGCAUUUCCAACAAAGUCGAGGUUGACUGUGCACAAGAUAUCUCACAAUGAUGAAAGGCCGUUUAAAUGCCCCAUCUGCCUUAAAGCAUUUCAAAUGAAGUCAAGACUGGUUAAGCACAAACUAUGUCACAGUGAUGAAAGGCCAUUUAAAUGCCCCAUCUGCCCUAAAGCAUUUCAAACAAAGUCGAGGUUGACUGUGCACAAGAUAUCUCACAGUGAUAAAAGGCCAUUUAAAUGCCCCAGCUGCCCUAAAGCAUUUAAAAUUAAGCCAAGCUUGGCUAUGCACAAGCGAUUUCACUGUGAUAAAAGGCCGUUUAAAUGCCCCAGUUGCCCUAAAGCAUUUAAAAUCAACUCGCACUUGACGACUCACAAGCUAUCUCACAGUGAUGAAAGGCCAUUUAAAUGCCCCACCUGCCUUAAAGCAUUUCAAAUGAAGUCAAGCCUGGCUAAGCACAAGCUAUGUCACAGUGAUGAAAGGCCAUUUAAAUGCCCCAUCUGCCCUAAAGCAUUUAAAAAGAAGUUAUCCUUGACCACUCACGAGAUAUCUCACAGUGAUGAAAGGCCGUUUAAAUGCCCCUCCUGUCCAAAUUCGUACUGUAGCCAAUCUUCCUUGAGAGUUCACACAAGACUUCACCAGAAAGGUGAGAGGACCUUCAAAUGUGAAACUCGUGACAGAUCAUUUGCAGAAAAGUGUCACUUGACCAACAAUGAGCUAAUUCAUGCAGGCCCAAAGCCAUUCACGUGCUCCACCUCUUCAGAAGAGUUUCGUUUUAGGGCUAAGUUGAAUUAUCACAAAACUAUUCACGUGCCUGUGGCUUAUAAAUGCCCCACCUGUCCGAAAUUAUUCCGCACAAAGUUUUACUUGAAUGUUCAUGAAAAACUUCACAAAAAUGAACGAACUUGUCUAAAAGAUAUUUAUCAAAAGUCUAGCAUGAAUAGUCAUAAAACAAUUCAUGAAUGCAAAGGAACCAGCAGAUGUGACACCUGUGACAAAUUGUUUGAACAGAGAAUGGGCCAAAGCAGGCCCCAGCCUACCACCUGUGACCUACCACCUGUGGCUAUGCACACAGGUGGUAGGCUAUUGAAAUCUGGUGCCCACCCAAAAGAGUUGAUAGACAAAUCGAGCUUGAGUCUUCACGAAAGACUUCUUAGUGGCAAGAUGCCAUACAAAUCUGAAAAUCUUGAUGCAGCAUUUUUAUGGAAAUAUAAACAAGUGGGUUGCAAACAAAGUCAGUUGAUCAGAAAUCAUGUUUUAUGCCACACCUCCUCAGAAGCACUUUGCAAAGAGUCUCAGUUGAGUGCUCAUGGAAAGAUUCACCGAGAUGAACUGACCUGCAAUCUUAGCACUCAUGCUGUCGCAGUCACUGAAGGAGGGCACGUGAGUGCUCACCAGGCUGUUUACAAGAGUGAAGGUCUAUCGAAAUGUCCUGUCCAGCCAAAAGUAGUUAAACUGAACUUACCUCUUCAAUCGAAGCUUUCUUUUCAGUUGAAACUUCCUUUCAAUCUCCUUUCAAAUUACAAGGGUACAAUCUACAAAUGUAGCAUUUGUACCAUGGCAUUCACCAAUGAGCAACACUUAAAGGCUCACCAGGUGGCUCACCUGGGAUGAAAACUCAGUUCGCACAGGAUGAAAUUCUUUUAGUUGCCUGACUUGCCUGUGAGAAUUUGAGUGUCUUCCUAGGAUCGUCAAGAAUAUCGCUGCAAUGAUUUUGAUGAGUUUAAGGCUAUGCAUGGUGGUACCUGUGGACUGGCAUUCAGAUGAAGUUGGUGCUUUGAUGAGCAUGUCUUUUGUAUAAAUGUCUGUUAUAAACAUAUGCACGCCCUCGAGGUGCAUAAGGUGCAAAGCCUUGUCGAAAGUAGGUAACUCAUGCUGAAGCUCCUCUUUGCUACUUUCACCUUGUCAGUGAUUAUAGUGUUUUUGUCAAAAACAGUGACGCAUUGCAGUACUUUAUGUUCAAGCGUCAGUAUUUAGACGAACUGACAGAUCAUCUAUGUAUUAGUUUAUAAACAAACAAUAUAGGGGUGCUGUACAUUCCUCCCACAAGGCUUUUUUUUAGAAAUAAAAAAUGUCUUCCAAUGA
Ixodes scapularis (black-legged tick) is the source of this 4418-nucleotide messenger RNA. RefSeq names its product zinc finger protein 493-like. Gene Ontology annotation, biological process: regulation of transcription by RNA polymerase II. The record is from RefSeq and is a predicted model, not a curated record. The coding region runs from base 354 to 3947 and encodes 1197 amino acids. The transcript is spliced from 7 exons. Lineage: Eukaryota; Metazoa; Arthropoda; Arachnida; Ixodida; Ixodidae. Gene Ontology annotation, molecular function: DNA-binding transcription factor activity; RNA polymerase II cis-regulatory region sequence-specific DNA binding.